GUACAGCAGUACUAUUUUGCUCACAAAAAUCGGUCCGUAUCCAACCCUCGACGGGAAUGAACCAAACCCGUAUAUCCUUCCCUUGUUCUUCUAUUCUAUUUCCACUCGAAAACCCUAACCGGUACGGGAACUAGGGUUUCGCCAAUUCACUGUUCCACUAAGCAAAUCUAGGGCUUUUUCGUCGAGCUCACUCGUUCGGACAUCAUCUUCAAGGUUCCAAACAACCUUGAAGCAGGAGAGUCGGAGAAUGGACUUCGACGAGUACGAUUACCUGGAGAAGACCGUUGAAGAAGGCGAGAAAGACGGGUCGUCUGCGAAGAAGAGCAAGGACGGAGGUGAGAAGAGCGAGAAAGGGUACAGGAGGAGAGAGAGGAGUGUCGAAGACGGAAGCGGCGACGAGGAGGGCUUGAAGAGUAAGAAAUCCAGAGGCGAAGAAGAGAAUGGCGGGAAGAGAGAGCGGUCGUCGCGUUCGGAGCGCGGACGGGAGGUAGAGAGAGACAGGGAUCGGCAUAGGAGUGGCAGGGACGGAGAUAGGGAGGUAGAGAGAGAGAGGGAUCGCGGGAGGGAGAAGGAGAAGGAGCGGGGGUCGAGAGAGAAGGAUAGAGAUAGAGAGAAGAGAGAGAAGGAGAAAGAGAGGGAGAGGGAGGGAAGAGAGAAAGAGAAGGAGAGAGAGAAGGACAGGGAGAGAAGAGAUAGAGAGAGAGACAAGGAAGGGGACAGGGGGAGAGAGAGGGAGAAGGAUAAGGAGAGAGAAAGGGAGAGGAGAGAAAGAGACAAGGAUGUCGACAGAGAGAAGGACAAGGAGAAGGAGAAGGAGAGAGAGAAGGAAGGGUCACGGAGAAGCAGGAGUCGGUCGUCGAGGAGGCCAGAGGGUGAUCGUGAAAGAGAGAAGGAGGUUUUGAGAGAGAAGGAAAUUGAUUUUGAAAUGAGAGAUAGCAGGAGAUUCAAAGAUAAGAAAGAAGCUGUAGAGCCUGAAGCUGAUCCAGAAAGGGACCAAAGAACUGUUUUUGCUUAUCAGAUGCCUCUGAAGGCGACAGAGAGGGAUGUUUACGAGUUUUUCUCCAAAGCUGGCAAGGUUAGAGAUGUUCGUCUAAUCAUGGAUCGCAAUUCAAGGCGUUCGAAAGGAGUUGGGUAUAUUGAAUUUUAUGAUGCAAUGUCUGUGCCGAUGGCUAUAGCGCUCUCUGGUCACCUACUUCUUGGACAACCUGUAAUGGUUAAACCAUCAGAAGCUGAAAAGAAUCUUGUUCAAUCUAAUGCCACUAGUGGGGUUUCAGUUGCAGGACCCUAUGGUGCAGCUGAUAGAAAACUCUAUGUGGGGAAUUUACAUUUCAAUAUGACGGAAUUUCAGCUUAAACAGAUUUUUGAAGCUUUUGGGCCGGUUGAGGUUGUGCAACUACCUACUGAUCCUGAGACGGGACACUGCAAAGGUUUUGGGUUUAUUCAGUUCGCUCAACUGGAACAUUCCAAGGCAGCACAAAGUUUAAAUGGAAAAUUGGAGAUUGCUGGUCGAAUUAUCAAGGUUUCCUCAGUCACAGAUCAUGUCGGAGCUCAAGAUCCGGGAGCCAAAGCAGCUGACUUUGAUGAUGAUGAUGGGGGUGGUCUGUCUCUAAAUGCUCAAUCAAGAGCAUUGCUUAUGCAGAAGCUCGAUCGUAGUGGCACUGCCACAAGUAUUGCGGGUUCUCUUGGAGCGCCGGUGUUUAAUGGUACAUCUUCAAAUCAACAAUCCAUCACCUUGCCGAUGAAUGGGCAACCUUCAGUCGCUGUUCCUGCUCUUCCUGCACUUUUGACAACUUUGGCCCCAGAGCCUAUUGGGAAGCCUAGCGAGUGUUUACUUCUGAAGAAUAUGUUUGAUCCAGCGACUGAGACGGAUCCUGAGUAUGAUCUGGACAUUAAAGAAGACGUUCAAGAAGAAUGUUCUAAUUAUGGCCGUGUGAAGCAUAUACACGUUGACAAGAACAGUGCUGGUUAUGUGUAUCUGCGGUUUGACACAGUGGAAGGAGCAUCAGGUGCUCAACGAGCUAUGCAUCAGAGAUGGUUUGCCCGCAGGUUGAUAUCUGCCGUGUUCUUGCAACCAUACGAAUACGAUGCCAAAUUUAAAGGUACAGCCUGAACAAUGCUGAAAAUUUCCUCAUGUUUGAGCGGGCAGCUUGUUUAAUUUUACUUUUUGGCUUAGGUGAAAUUUUGCAAAAAUGCGUUGGGUGUAUCAUAACUGUGGAUCUAUACCAAUGGCAAGUACUUGCAAUUUUUUCCAGAUUAUAUUUGGUUUAAUUGUAACCUUGAAUUGGUCAUCGAAAUAGUUAUUGCUCCUAAGUUGAUUCUUCUUGCUUGUCAUGGUCUUUUGUAAUAUGAACUACUCCAUAUGUUUGAAAAUUGUGGAAAAUGCAACAGUUCUUUGUUAAA
Molecule: messenger RNA, 2400 nt
Organism: Rhododendron vialii
Lineage: Eukaryota; Viridiplantae; Streptophyta; Magnoliopsida; Ericales; Ericaceae
Exons: 13
Coding region: 248-2110 (620 amino acids)
Biological process (GO): mRNA processing
Cellular component (GO): nucleus
Molecular function (GO): RNA binding
Source: RefSeq, a predicted model, not a curated record